This is a messenger RNA of Bicyclus anynana (squinting bush brown), 3118 nucleotides long. Its product is annotated as acetyl-CoA acetyltransferase B, mitochondrial. NCBI's taxonomy places the organism in Eukaryota, Metazoa, Arthropoda, Insecta, Lepidoptera, Nymphalidae. The transcript has 3 exons. Bases 189 to 1376 code for a protein of 395 amino acids. Gene Ontology annotation, molecular function: acetyl-CoA C-acetyltransferase activity. The record is from RefSeq and is a predicted model, not a curated record. Gene Ontology annotation, biological process: fatty acid beta-oxidation.
UCAUGUGUGGGCAUCUAGGGACCUUCAUAGUUGCACAGAAUUGUCUAUUCAUCUAUUGUGUCGUUCUAUCCAAUCCGAUUACCGACAUCCCAUGCAGUUACGCUGGUGUUAGCUGAGAGUAUAGAAGUCAUAAGUGGAUCGACGAGUGUUUCAUUCAACCUCACAGGAUAUCCUGAAAAUAAAAUAUUAUGGCAUCCCAGCUUUCUUUAAAUGAAGUGGUAAUUGCGUCGGCUGUGAGAACGCCCAUAGGAUCUUUUAAAGGCACCCUUUCUCCUCUAUCGGCUACACAAUUGGGUGCUAUCGUUGUCAAAGCAGCUGUUGAAAGAGCUGGCAUACCAAAUACCGAAGUUAAGGAGGUUAUCAUGGGUAAUGUUUGUUCUGGAUAUCUUGGACAAAAUCCAGCUCGGCAAGCAGCUAUCUUUGGUGGUCUUUCACAAAGCACAGUUUGUACAACAGUCAACAAAGUGUGCGCUUCAGGGACAAAAGCUGUUAUAUUAGCAGUGCAAUGUCUUCAAACGGGAACUCAAGACAUUAUCCUUGCAGGUGGGAUGGAAUCAAUGUCAAACAUACCUUAUUAUUUGAAAAGAGGUGAAAUUCCUUAUGGGGGAACUCAGUUGGUUGAUGGUAUUUUACAUGAUGGUCUCACAGAUGUUUACAACCAAAUCCACAUGGGAAAUUGCGCAGAAAUUGUAGCUAAAAAACUAGAAAUAUCAAGACAACAACAAGAUGAAUACGCAAUAAACAGCUAUAAGAAAAGUGAAGCUGCAUACGGAAUAAAGGCUUUUAAAGAUGAAUUAGUACCUGUCACAGUACCACAGAAGCGAGGUGAUGCAAUAAUAUUUUCAGAAGAUGAGGAGUACCAUCGAGUUGAUUUUGAAAAACUUAUUAAUUUACCAACUGUUUUCGAAAAAGAAAAUGGUACAGUAACAGCAGGCAAUGCAGCAUCGCUAAAUGAUGGUGCCGCUGCUUUGGUAUUAAUGACCGUUGAAGCUGCUCAGAGACUGAACGUAAAGCCACUAGCUCGUAUAGUUGGAUACGCGGAUGGCGAAUGUGAUCCUGUUGAAUUCCCGAUAGCACCCACGAUUGCUAUAUCUAAAUUACUUCAAAAAACAAAAAUUCCAAAGGAAGAUGUAACUCUGUGGGAAAUAAAUGAAGCCUUCAGUGUAGUAGGAAUAGGUAAUCAGAAGCUUCUGGAUCUGGAUCCUACUCUGAUUAAUGUACAUGGUGGAGCAGUUAGUUUGGGACAUCCUAUUGGUAUGUCAGGUGCUCGUAUUGUAGGGCAUUUAUGUUAUGCUUUGAAGAAAGGUGAAAAAGGUGUUGCUACUGCAUGUAACGGAGGUGGAGGUGCUUCUGCUAUUAUGAUUGAGAAAUUGUAAAAUAGAAAAAAUGUUAAAAAAAAGUAAUUAUAAUUGUAUUAUAUUAUAUAUUACUGUAAUAUAUUACUGUAAUCACUGUAUCCAGUUUACAUCGAGAUUGUACGUUUAUAUUUACAUAUAAUAAUAAUAAAAAAAAACAACCGACUUCAAAAUCACAUAAAUGUAUCCACUAAACUAAAAAGCAUAAAUUAAUAUUGUAAGUGCUACCUUCUGAUCAAUUUUAAUCUGGCCGCGCGUUUUUUGUUCUCGCAUUAUAUUUACUUGUAUAAAAUGACCAGAUGAAUCCACGGUCAGAGGCUCUAUAUGUAUAAGAAUCCCCCGGCCGAAGGCCGGUUUAUGGUAAAGCGCGGCCGUAGGCCGCGCGUUUUUGUUCGUGUAUUAUAUUUACUUGGGUAAAAUGACCAGCCGAAGCCACGGCCAGAGGUUCUAUAUCAGAUCUCCGGCCGAAGGCCGAUUUAUGGUAAAGCAUUAUAUUUACCGUUUUUGUUCGUGUAUUAUAUUUACUUGGCGCGUUUUUUGGUCACGUGUUAUAUUUACUUGGAUAAAAGGACCAGUCAAAGCCACCGUUGAGGAGUUUUCUUAACUGUCCUUAGUUUUCAUCAUCAGACCAUUAAUAACAGCCACAACCUAUCUAGUUGGAAAAUUCUCAUCAAUACAAAUUAGUCAUGCCCAAUCACAAGGUAGCUAUUGUAAACCGUUGAGGAGUUCCCUAAACUGACCUUCGUCUUCAUCAUUAGAACCUUAAUAAUAGUAACAACACAUCUAGGUGGAAAGUUCUCAUCAAUACAAAUUUAUCAAGCCCAAUCACAAGGUUGCUGCUGUAAACCGUUGAGGAGUUCCCUUAAGUGUUUUUAUCUCCAUCACCAGACCCUUAAUGACAGUCACGACCCAUCUUAAUGUAAAGUUCUCAUCAAUACAAAUUAAUCAAACCCAAACACAAGGUAACUACUGUAAACCGUUGACGUGUUCCCUUGUCAGUGAUUCGGCUCCAUCAUCAGAUCGACUCCAGACCUUCAGUAAGUUGUAGUGCAUUAAAAUACUUUAUGAAAAAAUAAGGAAACGCAUUGGCUGCUCCUACAAAUUUCAAUAGUUUCUCUCGAUUUCUCCAGGAUUUCAUCAUCAGAUCCUGGUUUCCUUAUCAUGGUACCACCCUCGAAACAUCUCCUUUCCAACCAAAAAAGAAUUAUCCAAAUUGGUCUAUAAAUGACGAAGUCAUUUCCAGUUUGUGACUGUUAUGGUCCGUCUACUGUCUUUAAUUCUCGAUAUUAGUAAUUUACGAAAUAAUUCUAAUAAUAAUCGAAAAUUAUUAUUAGAAUUAUUUAGUUAAAGUAAGUAAAUUAUCGUAUUUUUAAUAAUCGAGAGUUAUUAUUAGAAUUAUUUAGUUAAAGCAACGUAAAUUACUAAUAUCGAGAAUUAAAAACAGUAGAUGGACCAUAAAAGUCACAAACUGGAAAGGUCCACCAGGAAAGAGAAGCGUCGGCAGACCAACAAAAAGGUGGGCUGAUGACAUCAUUAUCAAAACGGGGCGAGAAUGGAAAUGGAUGUCUCUCGCAAAAGAUAGAGAUUACUGGAAGAAGAAAGAGGAGGCCUUCACCCGAACGGGAUUCACAUCACAAGACGAUAACUAACCAUACUAACAUUAGAAUAAAUAUAUAGAUAUAAUUAUAAUUUAAACUUACACACCUAACAAACGUUUGAAAUGUAAAUUGAUGUGGAAAUAAAAGGCUUUAUUAUUAUUAUUA